Alligator sinensis (Chinese alligator) is the source of this 409-nucleotide messenger RNA. RefSeq names its product olfactory receptor 56-like. Lineage: Eukaryota; Metazoa; Chordata; Crocodylia; Alligatoridae. Gene Ontology annotation, biological process: G protein-coupled receptor signaling pathway. The coding region runs from base 62 to 364 and encodes 100 amino acids. The record is from RefSeq and is a predicted model, not a curated record. Gene Ontology annotation, cellular component: membrane. Gene Ontology annotation, molecular function: olfactory receptor activity. The transcript has 2 exons.
CAGAUUUUCCUCUCCUUGACAAUGGGUGGAGCAGAGUGCCUCCUCCUGGCAGUCAUGGCUUAUGACAGCCUCUUAUGCUCGCAUCCUUGCUGCAGUCCUAAGGAUGAAUUCAACCAGACAGCAGAAAGCCCUGGCCACCUGCUCCUCUCAUCUGACUGUGGUGGGCAUGUUCUAUGGGACAGCCAUCUUCAUGUACAUGAGACCCAGCUCCUACCACUCCCCAGAAAAAGACAAGAUUUUGUCUCUGUUUUACACCAUUGUUCCCCCAGUGCUGAAUCCUCUCAUCUACAGCCUGAGAAACAGGGAUGUCUUAGGAGCCCUAAGAAAGCUGGUUGGGAAAUGCAGAGUCUUCCAGCAAAAUUGACAAAUGCUGUAGCUUACUGUGAGCUAAAUCUCAUUCAACUGAGAC